This is a messenger RNA of Rhopalosiphum padi (bird cherry-oat aphid), 1537 nucleotides long. Its product is annotated as apyrase. The coding region runs from base 218 to 1453 and encodes 411 amino acids. Gene Ontology annotation, biological process: proteoglycan biosynthetic process. NCBI's taxonomy places the organism in Eukaryota, Metazoa, Arthropoda, Insecta, Hemiptera, Aphididae. The transcript is spliced from 4 exons. The record is from RefSeq and is a predicted model, not a curated record. Gene Ontology annotation, molecular function: calcium ion binding; GDP phosphatase activity; UDP phosphatase activity.
UCCAAUGAUAAAAUAUGUAAAUAAAAUUGUUUUACCUGCGGUUUUUAAUACUUCUAUUUCUAUAGCUUAAUAUUUUAUUUAUUAUUUAAGUCAUUCUUUUUAUAUUAAUGGCAUUAAUUAUUCAGUUUUCAGUUAAAUUGAAACUGUUUGUAUCAUGACGUCUGUAAUUACUGUGUGACCAAUGUCGAAUUUUUACACUAUAUGGUUAUAGCUCAUUAUGAGUACAGACCAUAAUCAUAUAGCUCUCAAUUUAUAUAAUGUAAAAAAUUCAGAUCACAGCUCAAACAUGUUGAAAGAGCUUCGUCAAAGCUUAAGUUCUUCUCAAGCAUACCGCAUUUCGAAUUCUACUAUUCGUUUUCAAACACACUUUGUUAUUUUUGUCUCAUUAAUUGGUGUUUUGUUCUUAAUUGUAUUGUAUAAUAUUGCAUACACAGCUCCAAAACUUGUCAGUUAUGGUCUUAAUCAUCCACACGAUAAAUUUAUGUACAAAUUAAUUAAAUCAAAGUACCCAUUGACUGAUCCAGUUUCUAUUGACAAUGUGGGUAUAAAAUUCCGUAUUGCUAUUAUUAGUGAUUUAGACAAAGCAUCUAAAAGCCAGACUGAAAAAAAUAUGUGGUACAGCUAUUAUAAAAAAGGAUUCCUCAUUUUUUAUAAGAAUAAUAGCUCAAUAGAAAUUGUAUGGGACCUUGAAGAACCUAAAAUACUAAAAUCAUCUAUAUCCAUGGGAGGUCGUGGAAUGGAACUUUCAGAACUGGUUACGUUUAAUGGAAAAAUAUAUUCAUUUGAUGAUCGGACUGGAAUAGUUUAUAGUAUUAAUGAAGACGACACUGUUUUACCUUGGAUAAUACUCAUGGAUGGAAAUGGAACUGAUUUUAAAGGAUAUAAGAGUGAAUGGGCAACUAUACAUAAUUCAGAUUUAUAUGUUGGAAGUAUGGGUAAAGAAUGGACAUCAUCUUCGGGAAAAUUUCUUAAUAAUAAUCCCAUGUGGAUAAAAAUUAUUAAUAAAUCUGGCCAUGUAACUCAUGUCAACUGGACAGACAACUAUAUUAAGAUUCGAAAAGCAGUCAAUAUUAAUUUCCCUGGAUACAUGAUACAUGAAUCAUGUGCAUGGAGUGAAAUACAUAAACGAUGGUUCUUCUUACCACGAAGGAGUUCAUCAAAACAGUAUAAUGAUAAUGAAGAUGAGUACAUGGCUACAAAUAUGUUAAUAUCAGCAAAUAAUAAUUUUAAUGAUAUUAAGGUGGUACACAUAGGUAAAAUAGUACCUACUCAUGGAUAUUCUAGUUUUAAAUUUCUACCUGGUAUGAAUGAUAGAAUUAUUGUAGCACUUAAAUCUGAAGAAGUUGGUUCAAAAACUGCUAGUUAUAUUACAGCAUUUAAUAUUGAUGGAACAAUUAUACUGCCAGAAAUUAAAGUAGCUGAUCUUAAAUAUGAAGGAAUAGAAUUUAUAUGACUCAAAAUAUCAAAAUGUUGUGAUUUUAAUUAUAUAAACAAUGUAUUUAUUAUAUUAAAGUGUAUUAUACAAUGUUACCUAUAA